AUGCACUCAAAUUCCUCAGCUCUGAGGAUACGUAGAUGUCCAUCCAACUGGCCACCUGUUCCACCACCCCUUGUCAUCCGACAACGUGCACCUCCACUUCGAACACCGGCUCCUCUUAUUCUUCGAGAACGACCACUAAGAAUUCUUGUUCCAAUAUCUUCAACGACGAUCAUAAAAAGGCUACCUCCAAUAUCUGUUACACCUCAAUCCGUUAUUGUUGAACCCUAUUCUAAAGAACCUCAACAACGAAAACUCGUAACACAUCAUGCUCCACCAUCUCGUCCUUAUCCUACGCCACCCAAUAUUAUCAUUACGUACGAGUCAAUACAAGCAAAUGUUGUACGUUCAGUACAAAAAUUCGGUGUUCAACCACAAAAUCCUGAUGAAUAUAGAAUUCGAUACGGUAAUACAUUAUUAGAUGCAUCACCAUUAAUAUCACAAGCACUCGAUUUCGGUAUUGUUGAAGAUUUUAGUCCACUAUCAAGUAAUUAUGACCAACAGUAUCAGUUGAAUAGUUCUGCGUACUAUUUAAAUAAUGCUCAAACUAUUUUUGAGCCACAAUAUGAAUACGGAACAAGUUCAUGGGGAAGUCAAACAGCAAAUAACAAUGAAAAAGUUGAAAUUUAUUGA
This is a messenger RNA of Rotaria socialis, 630 nucleotides long. Lineage: Eukaryota; Metazoa; Rotifera; Eurotatoria; Philodinida; Philodinidae. The record is from the annotation of a GenBank genome assembly.